GGGGUGUGGUCACGUGAGCAGCAUUGACCGGAAGUAAAUAGUUUUUAUCUGGCCUGAGACCGUCACUAAUCAACACGGAUAGGGACCUCAUCAAGGACAGUACAGAGGAGAGAAGUCCUACAGGUGCCAUGCCCUCUGCAGAACCUGACCUCUUGGGUGGAAACAUGUCAGAUGGGGGCGCUGGAUUAUCACCAGACACAAAGAUGAACCAUGGUGCACUGCAAAGUAGUUUAUGUGAUCCUGGCAGUCCUGAUGGGCUGCUGACUAAAUGCAUUGCUGUGCAGACAGAGCGUGAUCAGAAAGAUGCAGAAACCAUUACCGAAAAGGACACAGAGAAGCUCUUGAAGCUGCUCGUUGGCCGUAGAGAACUCCUAAAAGACAGUUACCAGGAGGUUCUGGACAGACAGAUCCAGGCCGAGAAACAGAUACAGGUGCAGAUUAAACAACUAAAGCUGCAGAAUGAGGAAGAAACACUAAAACACAAGGGAUAUCUAAAAAACAUUCAAGAUCUGAGGAUUAAGAAAGAAGAGGCUAGAAAAAAGAUUGAAAAAGAGCGAAGGGAACACGCCCAGAAGGAACAGGAUCUGGGUGCAGAAUUGGUAAAACUGCAAAGCAAGAAUGAAAGCCUUCAGAAAGAACACAAUGAGGCUGAGCAAAAAAUCACAGAUUUACUUGCUGAGCAAGCAACAGAGAGGAAAGAGUGGGACACUGAAUUGACUGUACUGAGAAAAAAAGACAGUGAAAUUAACCAGAUUGCAGUAGAGCAAAUAGAGUAUGCCAAAAGAGCUGAGGUCAUGUCCCUGGAGAGUCGAAGAGACCUAUUACUCAUAUCAUUAGAGGAGGCAGAAAAGGAAGCUGAGGUCACACUUUCAUAUCUGAGGGUGGCUCCUCCUAAUUUGGAAUGGAUUCAGCUAAAGCAACGGUGGGAUGCCAGGCUUUCCGGUAUUCAGCAAAUGAAGUCAAAUCUUCAGGAGCAAUUUGAAAAACAAAUUAGACAGGUGAAUAACGGCACCCGGCUGAGCAGUCUACCCUCCAUAAUGGCUCCAAAUCUGACUCCUCCACCAUCCGAUCCCAGCCUCAUGUUGCAGAAAAUUGCUUUCGCCCCUCUUCAGUCAAUGGCAGCUACAGAUGCUGGACUCCAAGGAAAAGCUUCCCUGCCAUUUCAGCGUCCCCCAUUAAUGCCAUUUAAUCCAUUAUCUUUCCUUGGUAAUGUGGCAUCACCUUCAAGCUUACCAAGUACUGCUCAAAACCCAGCAGCUAACUCUGAUGUCCCUGGUCCACCUGGCACAGACAAGUUGAGCAAAAUUCUUGAGAAGCUACAAGCCAGGUUCCCACUAUACACUAAGGGGCACUUAACUAACAUUCUUCAGAAGAUUAAGAUGAAACGGGGCACUCUGUCUGGCCUCACUGUUGAGGCGUUGUGCCAGCUUGUCGAAACGCAUGUAGAACAGGAUGAAGUAAAAGAAUCUGCAAACCCAGUUACAAAGCCUAUUGGCCAUGGCAGGCUGCAGUAUCCACCUGCACAAAGAACCUCUACAUUUCUGUCUUCAGCUUAUGGAGGAUAUGCAGGGCGACCACAGGUAUGUUUCAUUUGCCAGAAGAUUGUACAGCCACAUGACCGGCAGCCCACGUCUUGUAACCAUGCCUUACACAGAGAGUGUGCUAAACCCUGGUCUUUAACUAGCCAUGACAGCACCUGCCCAUUCUGCCCAAGCCAGCGAUGACCAGAUAUGACUUUGUAGUCCAUGGAUGCUGGAGUUUUGCUGCACAGAAGAAUGCCAAACUUCCUUUUCAACAUGUCAGUGUACAGAAAGAACUCUAUAAUAAACAUGUGUUGAAGGAAAA
This is a messenger RNA of Hyla sarda, 1845 nucleotides long. RefSeq names its product ring finger protein 214 (gene RNF214). Gene Ontology annotation, molecular function: ubiquitin-protein transferase activity. The coding region runs from base 129 to 1724 and encodes 531 amino acids. The transcript has 15 exons. The record is from RefSeq and is a predicted model, not a curated record. NCBI's taxonomy places the organism in Eukaryota, Metazoa, Chordata, Amphibia, Anura, Hylidae.